CGUCUACAACCCCAUCGGACAACACCACAUUCGCUCCAAUCUGCUUUUGAACCAGGAUGGCAGCUAUCUUGGAAUGUUCGAAGACCCAAAGCAAACACUAGCACGCCACGCCCCUGAGUCCCUCGCGAGAGCCCCAGUGGCGGCAGCAUUGGAGGCAGUCCCAGCCAUCCUAAAAAUUUCCUUUGUGAAAUACGUCACUCUCCUUUUUGAGGGUUUUGGCAACGUCGCAUCUCAAGCUAUCGCAACACAUGCUCGGCAGAUGAUAGAGGUGGCCCAAGGCGUCCAGAUGACAAUUCGCCAUGUCGAUUUCCUUUGGCGAACGGCCAGCCUUGCCUCGUUUUUCCAUCUUAUCCUGGCAGCAUUAAUGUUCCUCGUCCGCAACAUCUACUUCCCUUCAAUUGGAGCACACUACUUGAAUAACCCGAUGGAUCGCCUUCGCCUUGCGAUCAAGGAGCCUGCACUUUAUCUUCAAUCCCAGUACGACUUCUCGUGGUGGUACUGGGCACGAGCUGUAUCGACGACGUUAACCUUCAACUUUUGUAUGGGAUACCUUUCGACACUCGGAGUGGGGGUCACGCUAUUCUUCCGCCAAAUACGCACCUCGCAUCCCGCCUACAGUGGCUGGACAUACCUCUCAGAGUACGCGCUCAUAGCAUUCGCGUCGUUCAUUCACUUGUGCAGCUUGCAAAGAUACCUGAUCAGUGUCUUGUAUCUGCUGGGCACAAUCACCGCUAGCGGGUACAUCAUGAUGCACGAUCAAGCGAAAAUCUAUUCGAUCCUCACCUUCACAGUCUGGUACUGGUUCUAUUCGGGUCUCGCCAUCCUGAACAAUAUUAUCAUUGCAGCUUCCGUUGCGGCUUUCGGGUUCUGGGGAUUUCUGCUGGUCCUUGCAUCAUUUGUACCGCAGUACUACCUCAUCAAGCUGGUAACUCACUAUCAGCUUGCCAUUGCGUGGGUUUUAUUGUGGCCAUUCAAGCCGCUGGUCUGGGCGGCGAAGCUUGCCUGGGUUCUGUUUCUCCACACCUACGUCCAUGUGCUGCAAAUAUGCGGCAUUAUCGUUCUAUGCGGACUGGUCUUGCUUGCUUUCCACUGGUUCCGGCAACAAGUACAGGAUCCAUACGACAUUGAAGGCUCGGUGCGAAAGCUUCGCAAAGCGGCGCACCUAGCCAGACUUACGCUGAAGGACGCAGAGCGGAAACACAUCGGCGAGUAUCCGCUCGGGGGCGGGAUUGAGGACCAGCCACAGGAGAAACCUGCCUCGGAGAAUGGCAGCGCUGCUCCGCCACAAGCAACAGCGUCGAGUGCUUCGCCAGAUGUUCCACCAGCUCCUAAACCGAUGAACAGCCAUGUCUUGAGGCAGCCUCGGCCUAAUUCGGACAUCAAUGAUUCUGUCAGAAACUUUUUCACGCAAUCCCAUAAAAACAUAGAUGAGUCCGUCGAACAGCUCUUCAACAAGGUCCAAGAUCCAUCGGCGUACUCGUCUUCACCGGCCGCCAGCCAGCCGCCCAGUCAAGUUUCCCCAGAGAUGGACCCCGAGGAGUUGUUCAGGCAGUUCUUCAGCGGCGAAAAUGGCUUCAGACAGACCAAUACUAAUAAAUCAGUGGCGGAACAGUUCUUGUUCAACAUGAAAUCUAGAGAUUUCAGCACUAAGGGACAGAAACCCUAUGUAUUUGGUCAAUCCAAGGUUGCAUCGAGCUUCACGAACUAGAUGAAGAGUAAACCGGCAGUACCCUCUACUAUGAAUCCACAUCAAACUCAGCCGGUUCA
Messenger RNA from Lindgomyces ingoldianus, 1767 nucleotides. RefSeq lists its product as uncharacterized. The record is from RefSeq and is a predicted model, not a curated record. The transcript has a single exon. Bases 74 to 1708 code for a protein of 544 amino acids. Lineage: Eukaryota; Fungi; Ascomycota; Dothideomycetes; Pleosporales; Lindgomycetaceae.